This is a messenger RNA of Phytophthora nicotianae INRA-310, 1613 nucleotides long. RefSeq lists its product as hypothetical. Lineage: Eukaryota; Oomycota; Peronosporomycetes; Peronosporales; Peronosporaceae. Gene Ontology annotation, molecular function: Hsp70 protein binding; ATP binding. Gene Ontology annotation, biological process: protein refolding; response to heat. Bases 134 to 1390 code for a protein of 418 amino acids. The record is from RefSeq and is a predicted model, not a curated record. Gene Ontology annotation, cellular component: cytoplasm; cytosol. The transcript has a single exon.
CCCCCUCUUCCUCAGCCAGCCAGUCUCAAACCCGCGCAGUCCACAGAGACUCGACCGGACCGGCAACAAGGGAAGAAGAAAUCCCCCCAGCCUGAUACAUUAACACAGACACAUAUAGACUAAGACCUCCAGCAUGUUCGGUGGCGGAUUCGAGAGUUUCUUCGGUGGCGGCUUCGAGGGCGGCCCGGGCGGCCCGUCCAAGCCCGUGGACAACAACAAGUUCUACGAGGCCCUGGGCGUUUCCAAGACGGCCACGGCCGCUGAGAUCAAGAAGGCUUACCGUAAACUGGCGCUUAAGAACCACCCGGACAAGGGCGGUGACCCGGAGCUUUUCAAGACCAUUACUGUGGCCUACGAGGUGCUCAGUGACCCGGAGAAGCGCGAACUGUACGACCAGUACGGCGAGGAAGGUCUGCAGAACGGCGGCGGCGGUGCCGAUGCCAGUGACCUGUUCAGUCAGUUCUUCCGUGGCCAGGGAGGCCGUCGACCGCGUGGCCCUCAGAAGGGCGAGGACCUGACGCAUCCGCUCAAGGUGUCGCUGGAGGACCUGUACAACGGCAAGACCGUUAAGCUUGCCGUGAACCGCGACGUGUUGUGCAGCCGCUGCGAGGGCCGCGGUGGCGCUGAAGGAGCCGAGAAGACAUGUGACACGUGCCAGGGCCGCGGUAUGCGCGUGCAGCUACGCCACAUUGCGCCCGGAAUGGUGCAGCAGAUGCAGAGUGUGUGUCCGGACUGCCGUGGCCAGGGCAAGAGCAUCCGUGAGAGCGACCGUUGCAAGGCCUGCAAGGGCAAGAAGGUGACGAAGGAGCGGAAGGUGCUGGAAGUGCACAUUGAGAAGGGUAUGCGCAAUGGCCAGCGCAUUACGUUCUCGGGCGAGGCCGACCAGGCGCCUGGUACAGUGCCUGGUGACAUUAUCUUUGUGGUGCAGGAGAAGGAACACGGCACUUUCCAGCGGAAGGGCGGCAACCUCAUCAUGGAGAAGAAUAUUAGUCUGGUGGAGGCUCUUUGCGGCUUCGAGAUGAUCGUGGAGCACCUGGACGGCCGCCACCUACACAUUAAGACGCGGCCUGGCGAGAUCAUCAAGCCGAACCAGUUCAAGUCGGUGCACGGCGAGGGAAUGCCCACACACGGCAACCCGUUCGUCAAGGGCCAGCUCGUCAUCCUGUUUAAGGUGCAGUUCCCGGAGAGCGGCAGUCUGUCGGAGAAGCAGCUCAGUAUGCUCAAGAGCACGCUGCCGGCCCCCACGCCUGUGGUGCCUGUGAGUGACUCAGAGGAAUGCUUCCUGUCGGAAUUCGACGCCGAGGCUGCCAAGGCGGAACAGCAGCAGCGCGAGGCGUACGACUCGGACGAGGAGCGUGGCGGCCAGCGCGUGCAGUGCCAGCAGCAGUAGGUUUCUCUCUGCCAGCUGGAGAGAAGGUUAGACUCGGCAAAGGACGAGAGCGCUGUGGGCGGGGUGGAUGUCUGUAUCCAUUUUAGCAAUCGAUCGGUGCUUUCGGUAGCGAACCAUACGUUAAGAAGAAAAGAGAGAAAAAUGCAAAAACACUUUAGGUCUUUGCUGUUGGCAGCGUAGGCGUGAUAAACAAAUGAUUGUUUUGCGAUUGUCGAAGUGUCAA